AUGACUUUAAUUGCUGCUUUAUCUUCAAUCGGAUCAAUCCAAUCAACCAACUCAAUUUUCAAGAGUCAAACUGGUGUCACUGGAACCAGUUCAAGUCAAUCAUCCAACAAAGUUGCUCUCUUGGAUGCACAUGUUGAUGCUGUUGUUGAUCUUGGUACUCUUUUGCAAGUCAAUGCCACAGCUGAUGUCCACCUCUAA
Messenger RNA from Heterostelium album PN500, 198 nucleotides. RefSeq lists its product as uncharacterized. The coding region runs from base 1 to 198 and encodes 65 amino acids. Lineage: Eukaryota; Evosea; Eumycetozoa; Acytosteliales; Acytosteliaceae. The record is from RefSeq and is a predicted model, not a curated record. The transcript has 2 exons.